CGAGUGUUGGGACAAACUACGCAGAAGAUUACCGAAGACCAAGAACUCCUACCUCGCAAUCAAGAAGUGAGCACAAAGAAAUUAAAUUGGCUUGUACCAGCUCGUAAAAACGAUAUUAGAUUCAGGCCCGUUUUUAAAACUUGCGUUACAGCGUUUCAAAAUCAUACUUUUCUCGCAUUUCUUCCAAGUCUUUGAAAUGCUGGGAAUCUGAAAUACUUUUUGUUAUGGAUAUUCGUUAAAGAACUGGUGAGCUAUGUGCAUCAGUUUAAUUUAAAACCGACCCUUUCUUCUCAUCUGACGUUGAGACGAAAGGUUUAAAUCGUACAAGUUUUGAAAUUUGGUAAAGAUAGCUAAAUCCGUAAAAUUUACACGAGAAACACAGAAUUUUGGCCCAGGGGAUAAAGCUUCAUUUUGAUUCAAUCAGUGUGAUUCCAACCAAGUUACACAGAUAUGUUUAGAAGCAUUACAAAAUCUCUACUGAAAACUCUUAAGAGUGUAUCGUAUCGUGAAAUAAAUUCAUCAGCAGAUGAUAUAAAUCAGAUAGUUUUACUUGGCAGAGUUAAUUCUAUUCAUUUAACUGAAAAUUCUGACAAAGCUUAUGUUUCUAUCGGUUUAACAACUAAAAAUACCUAUAAGACUUCAAGUGGUUACUCAUCUUCAUAUGCAUAUCAUAAUGUUUAUGUUUUCACUUCAUCAUUGAUUAAUAAAGUUCGACAUUUAAUUAAAGGUGAUAGACUAUGCAUCACUGGUUAUUUAACUUCAUAUAAAGGCGGUGAUGGUCAAUGGCGUUUCUGUGUUACAGCUAAUACUGUUAGUCCAUAUGCUAUACAGUCAAGAGAGCAUGAUGGCGAUGAUGAUGGUGAUGAUGUUAUCAGAAUAGAAGAAGACGAUAUAGACGACGAAAAAGUGGAUUAUAAAAUGCCACCAUCAUACGAAGUUCAAGUCAAUAGUAAUAACACAUAUCCAGAGGAUAUUGAUAAGAAAUAACAAGAUGAAUCAAAGCCUGUUGUUUCAUAGUGUCAUCCCAUCCUCCAAAGAUAUGACAACAAGACUGAUAACAGCACUAAGUAUGAUUUUGACAAUUGUGUAUAUUUCCAUGCAGAAUGUAUAUAUAAAAAUGCAUUUAUUAAACUGUUUUGUUUUGUUUUACAAUAUAUUUUAUACACUGAAUCAAUUACAAAUAAAAUAAACAAACAAAUAAA
Messenger RNA from Trichobilharzia regenti, 1202 nucleotides. NCBI's taxonomy places the organism in Eukaryota, Metazoa, Platyhelminthes, Trematoda, Strigeidida, Schistosomatidae. The record is from the annotation of a GenBank genome assembly.